Molecule: messenger RNA, 966 nt
Organism: Hippopotamus amphibius kiboko
Lineage: Eukaryota; Metazoa; Chordata; Mammalia; Artiodactyla; Hippopotamidae
Gene: MRGPRG
Product: MAS related GPR family member G
Biological process (GO): G protein-coupled receptor signaling pathway
Cellular component (GO): membrane
Molecular function (GO): G protein-coupled receptor activity
Source: RefSeq, a predicted model, not a curated record
AUGGGCCCCGGGCUGGAGCUGCGUCUGUUGGCUGCACCAGGACGCCACCCACCCUCCCACGUGGUGAUGCCAACGGCCACGUCUGUCACCUCCCUCCAGGGUCCUUGCCGCGGCCACCGAGCCACCAGCAUGUUCGGGCUCUGGGGUACCUUCACUAGCGUGGCCUUCUACCUCACCCUGGCCAUGGGCCUCGGGGGGCUGGUGGGGAACAUGCUGGUCCUGUGGCACCUCGGCUUCCACAUCAAGAAGGGCCCCUUCUCCGUCUACGUCCUCCACCUGGCCGCCGCAGACCUCCUGUUCCUGGGCUGCCAGCUGGGCUUCUCAGCCGUCCAGGCAGCCCUGGGCUCUGAGGACAGCCUCUAUGCCGCCGUCACCUUCGUGGCCUUUGCUGUGGGGCUGUGGCUGCUGGCAGCCUUCAGCGCCGAGCGCUGCCUCUCCGACCUCUUCCCCGCCUGCUACCAGGGCUGCAGCCCCAGACAUGCGUCGGGCGUCAUCCGCAGCCUGAUCUGGGCCCUGACCGCGCCGGCCGUGCUGCUCGCCAACACCUGCAGCCUGCUGCACGAGAGCACGCGUCUGCUCACCUGCCUGCGGUACCACGUGGCCAGCGUCACGUGGCUGUUGUCCCUGGCCUGCGUGGCCGGGCUCGUCCUCCUCGCCUGGGUGGCGGGCUGCUCCCAGCGCCAGCGCCCCCGUGUCUACGGCGUCGCUGGCUCCACGCUCCUCCUCCUCUUCUGCGGCCUCCGCUACAUCUUCUCCUGGACCCUGCACCUGAACGUCCCGCUGUCCGUGUUCCUCCCGCUGGCCACCCUCCUGGCCUGCGUCCACUGCAGCGCCAGGCCUCUCAUCUGCUUCACGUUGGGCCGGCAGCCGGGCAAGCGGGAGCCGCUGCGGGUGGUCCUCCAGCGGGCCUGCGAGGGGGCCCAGCUGGGGGCCGGGGGGCUGUCCCUGCCCAUGGGCCGCGUGUAG